UCCACUCGUUUCGAUUUCCGUCGAUGCAUUUCUUCGACGUCACACUUGCAAUUUCGCAAGAAUAUAGUUGAGAAAAGAACCUCGACGCGAGCGUUUCUUAAUAUUAGAAUCAUCGACUCGUAAUGCGUGUCCAAACCUCACUAUAUAUACGCAGGAUUUAUAAAAACAAUAUAUAUAUAGUUUAGUAAUAUACAAAAUUUAAAAAAUGGCAGUUCCAUUCAGCAAAUUCACUCUACAACCUUGCCUUGGCCAGAAGCAGUGGCACAUUUUCAACAAUCCCAAGAACAAGUCACUCUGACUCCUCGGGAACCGAAGAACCCCCCAACAAGCAACUCCCGCUCUAUUUCGCAAGAGGCCUGAAUUCCGAGCAUUAGAUCGGCCAUUGUUCCCCUGGUGUGGCGAUCCGGUGAACCAGCUUUGACAUCAAAAAUCGUCGAAGGGACAGCGGCUCUGGACUCACGGUUUGGUUGGUCGGGGGGGAGGGUGGCGUAGAGGGGCGAAGAAAAAUCGUGAGAGGAAGGAAAGAGAGAAAGAGAGACCCGCUCUCUAGCCGUGUGUGUCGUGAAAGUUAUAGUGGCGAGAGGAGAGGCGAGCGGGGAUCCUGAAUCGCUUCUGGUACCUCUGGUAGAUCGUGGCUAAGCCAGUCGCUCGCUCGCCGCUCACCUAAACGGCUUUCACCUGGGCCGAUUACGAAGAUCCUUGGUCGUCGACCGCCUCCGAACGAUUCUGCUCAGCGUACACCCGUUCUCUUGCGUGCGUAUGCACGCGAAAAUGGUCCCGUGGUCCCGUGGCCGGUGAUCGGUGAUCGACCUAACUCGGCGACACGUCCGGAUGGUGAAUGGUGUUUUCCCGUCGUCCAAAUAGUGUCUACGCGCGACCCAGGUGUACUACGUAUGUACCAGGACCAGUCUAGGUGGUAGAGAAGAACGAGACUGUCAUAAGCAUCGGUUGGCCGAUCGGCAGACGGCGUGUCCACUGAUCCUGUUGGACGGAACGGUCCAAUCGGUGUCUGCGGCAGGUUUCACUUUCGUCUGGCAGGAUGUCAAAAAAUAAUCAGAUAACAAAUGGAAUGCUACCAGGAGGCGGAGGAGUGGCCGACGCUGACGAUUUUUCGGACGGCGAGAGUACUCCAUUGACACAGGACUAUGGCGACAGUCAGAGAACUGUCGUGGAAACGAAAGGAUGGGACGUGUUCCGGAACCCACCGCCGAAGAUCGAUUCCGGCUCGAUGGCGAAUCAAAGAUGCCUGGAGGUGACGGUACAGAUAACGAAGAUGGUUGUGUACCUGUUAGUUUUCGUGAUAGUGCUAGGAAGCGGUGUUGUUGCCAAAGGAACGAUUUUAUUUAUGACAUCACAGCUGAAAGCCAACCGAACGAUCAAUUACUGCAACAGGCAGUUAGGCCGGGAAAAGCAAUUCGUAGUAUCAUUACCAGAAGAAGAGAGGAUAGCGUGGAUCUGGUGCAUCAUAAUAGCGUUCGCGGUACCGGAAUUCGGCACCCUGAUCCGCAGUAUUAGGAUAUGCAUUUUCAAGUCUUGGAAGAAACCACCUGCUUCUCACUUCCUGCUCGUCUUCCUCAUGGAGACCUUCCACGUGGUCGGCCUGGCUCUGAUGUUCAUGGCAGUGCUCCCCGACCUGGACGUGGUCAAAGGUGCGAUGCUAACCAAUUGCGUGUGCUUCGUACCUGGGUUAUUAGGGUUGCUCUCCCGCAACAAGAACAAAGACGAAUCGAAGAGAUUUGUUUUGGUGCUGAUCGAUGUUGCUGCACUCGUCGCUCAGGGAACAAGUUUCUUCCUUUGGCCAUUGUUGAACAGUUCCCGGCCCUCCUUAUGGCUCAUACCGCCAUCUUUGUUCAUGGUUUCGUGCGGCUGGUGGGAAAAUUAUGUUUCGAUGCAGAGUCCGAUCGGAUUCGUUAAAUCUCUGGCAAGGGUGAAGAAAGAAUUGCGGGUGACGAGAUACUUCACUUACAUGUUUAUAUCGCUUUGGAAAAUCGUGGCAUUCUUUAUCAGCACUUUGCUGAUAUUAUAUAUAAAAGGCGAAACUGUUGGCCAUUUAUUUACCAUGCUGAGCGACGCUUUCGGCAGCCACACCAUCAUGGUAUCGACGGUAAGACUGGAUGCCACUAGCAGGACCACUGACACCGCAGACAUCUUGGAAAUCAGCGACAGAACACCUGUACUAUCAGACGUCCACACUCCUAUAUAUGUUUUACUGCUGCAAAUAUUCGGUGCUUACUUCACGUACAUAUUCGGUAAAUUCGCGUGCAAGAUCUUGAUACAAGGUUUCAGCUACGCGUUCCCGGUAAAUCUGACGAUUCCAGUGUCGAUCUCUCUAUUGAUCGCUGCCUGUGGCCUGAGGAACGGCGAUCCUUGCAUAUUUCACGGGACCAUUCCGGAUUAUCUAUUCUACGAGUCGCCGCCAUUGCACUUCCUCAACGACUUCGUGUCGCAGCAAUAUGCCUGGGUGUGGCUGCUGUGGUUGCUGUCGCAAACUUGGAUUACCCUGCACGUGUGGACACCGAAAUGCGAACGUCUGGCUUCCACGGAGAAGCUGUUCGUCGUACCCAUGUACAACUCACUCCUGAUCGAUCAGUCGAUGGGCCUAAACAGGAAGAGGGAUGACCAACCGGAGGUGAAAGUCGAGGAUCUGGCGGAGAUAGAGAAAGAAAAGGGAGACGGGGAUUAUGAGACCAUCUACGAGCAAACGGACGGCUCGACUACACCCCCGUCGGCUGUAAAGAGUAGCGAUCAUGUAACCAGGAUAUAUGCCUGCGCGACCAUGUGGCACGAGAACAAGGAAGAAAUGAUGGAAUUCUUGAAAAGUAUCCUGCGGCUGGAUGAGGAUCAAUGUGCACGACGUGUCGCCCAGAAGUACCUCAAGGUUGUCGAUCCGGACUACUAUGAAUUCGAGACUCACAUCUUUUUCGAUGACGCCUUCGAGAUAUCGGAUCACGAUAACAACGAGUCGCAAGUGAACAGGUUCGUGAAACUGCUGGUGGGCACUCUGGACGAGGCUGCAUCGGACGUCCAUCAAACGCGAAUGCACGUCAGAGCACCGAAGAAAUACUCGACACCGUAUGGAGGACGAUUAGUUUGGACUCUACCUGGGAAAACGAAGAUGAUCGCCCAUUUGAAGGAUAAGAGCAAGAUUCGUCACCGAAAACGUUGGAGUCAGGUCAUGUACAUGUACUAUUUGUUGGGACAUCGGUUAAUGGAGCUGCCAAUUAGCGUCGACCGCAAGGAAGUGAUCGCGGAGAAUACCUAUUUGCUGACUCUCGAUGGUGACAUCGACUUCCAACCAGCCGCUGUGAAACUACUCGUGGAUUUGAUGAAGAAGAACAAGAACCUCGGCGCAGCUUGCGGUCGCAUCCAUCCAGUCGGUUCAGGUCCUAUGGUGUGGUAUCAGAUGUUCGAGUACGCCAUCGGUCACUGGCUUCAAAAGGCAACCGAACACAUGAUUGGUUGUGUACUUUGUAGUCCCGGGUGCUUUUCACUCUUCAGAGGAAAAGCUUUGAUGGACGACAACGUGAUGAAGAAGUACACGACGAGAUCCGACGAGGCCAGGCAUUAUGUUCAGUACGAUCAAGGAGAGGAUCGAUGGCUAUGUACGCUUCUUCUGCAACGUGGUUACAGGGUAGAAUAUUCAGCAGCUAGUGAUGCCUACACCCACGCACCUGAAGGCUUCAAUGAAUUUUACAACCAACGCCGUCGAUGGGUACCCUCUACCAUAGCAAACAUUAUGGAUCUUCUCAUGGACGCGAAACGAACGAUUAAAAUCAACGAUAAUAUUUCUCUGCCUUAUAUCUCUUAUCAGAUCUUGCUCAUGGGUGGGACCAUCUUAGGACCAGGUACGAUUUUCCUCAUGUUGGUGGGUGCCUUCGUGGCAGCUUUCAAGAUCGACAACUGGACCAGCUUCUACUAUAACAUUAUCCCUAUUCUGCUCUUCAUGAUCGUAUGUUUUACUUGUAAAGCGAACAUUCAGCUUCUGUGCGCGCAGAUACUCUCGACAGGAUACGCAAUGAUAAUGAUGGCCGUGAUCGUAGGUACAGCCCUCCAACUUGGAGAGGACGGUAUCGGUUCACCCUCGGCCAUAUUCUUGAUAUCCCUGUCCAGUUCCUUCUUCAUAGCUGCCUGUUUGCACCCUCAAGAGUUUUGGUGUAUCGUCCCUGGUAUCAUUUAUCUCCUAUCCAUCCCGUCUAUGUACCUCCUCCUUAUCCUCUAUUCGAUUAUAAACCUGAACGUCGUCUCGUGGGGAACUCGUGAGGUCCAAGUGAAAAAGACCAAAAAGGAACUCGAACAAGAGAAAAAGGAAGCCGAGGAAGCGAAACGGAAGGCAAAGCAGAAGUCUUUGCUAGGAUUUCUUCAAAAUGGCGUAGGUUCGAACGACGACGACGAAGGAUCGAUAGAAAUUUCCUUGGCAGGGUUGUUCAAAUGCAUGUUUUGCACUCAUGGACAAACCUCCAAUGAGAAACAACAAUUGGUCGCCAUUGCUGAGUCUUUGGAAAUUGUGAACAAACGUCUGGAAGUCAUCGAAAGAGUUGCAGAUCCCCAUGGAGUGGCGAGUCGUCGUCGCGUAUCAUCUGCAGGCUCACGGGCAGGAGAUCACUUGGACCCCAUUAACGAGAAUCCUGCGAAGAAUAGCGAUUCUCACAGCGACGCGGAAACGGUGACCAGUCAAAAUUCCGCAGGCAAUCGCGAGGGUAGCGGCUUCCUCAGCAGGCCAUAUUGGCUGAGCGACGAAGGGCUGAAGAAAGGAGAGAUCGAAGUAUUAUCCCUGCAGGAGGAGCAAUUCUGGAAAGAUCUGUUGGAUAUGUAUCUGUACCCUAUAGACGAGGACCAGGCAGAAAAGGCCCGAAUCGCCAAAGAUCUAAAGGACCUACGUGACCAGAGCGUUUUCGCGUUUUUUAUGAUGAACGCCCUCUUCGUCCUGAUCGUCUUUCUGCUGCAAUUAAACAAAAAUUUGUUGCACGUGAAGUGGCCUUUCGGUAUCAAGACGAACAUCACCUUUGACGAGCGCUCGCAGGAGGCUCGCAUUGCCGGUGACCUAAUCGAGCUGCGGAACAAGAGCGUGUUCGCGUUUUUUAUGUUCAAUGCGUUGUUCGUUCUGAUCGUAUUCUUGCUGCAGCUGAACAAAGAUCAGCUGCACGUUGUCUGGCCACUCGGCGUCAAGACGAAUAUCACCUUCAUUGAAGAGACCUCGGAGGUACACAUCACGAAGGAGUACCUACAGCUAGAGCCAAUCGGUCUGGUGUUUGUGUUCUUCUUUGCGUUGAUAUUGGUUAUUCAAUUCACCGCGAUGCUGUUCCAUCGAUUUGGAACGUUCGCUCAUAUUUUAGCCAGCACCAGCUUGGAUUGGUACUGUUGUAGGAAGGCAAAGGAUUUGUCAGAGGAAGCGUUAUUGUCUAAGCAUGCGGUGGAAAUUGCCAGGGAUUUGCAAAGAUUACACGGUAUGGAGGGUGACUACGAGGAGGGUAGUGGUAGCGGUCCAGGAAGGAGAAAAACCAUAAGGAACCUCGAAAAGAGCCGUAGAAAAACGCAGGCAAUCAAUACACUUGAUGUCGCCUUCAGGCAACGAUUUAGCAGAUUGUCCAAUGGUAAUGAUCUGCCAAGGAACAUGUCAACUAGAUGCUCUGCAAAGGCUUUCAAAGCAUUCGAGGAUCGUAGGAUUGCACUGAGGCGAAAAUCGCAGAUGCAAACCUUAGGAGCGAAUAACAUCUUCGGUGUGGCUGGCAAUCCUUUGGGAAUACAGGGUCGUCCCUCUAGGAGCAGUCAGAUUUCAGUCAAAGAUGUAUUCGAUAAUCAUGGGGGCCACACGAAUUCUGCCUACGAACCGGACGAAAACACCGGAAGUAGCCUCAGACUUCACAAUUUAGGACAGAAUGAACAUUAUGGCCAUUUUGGAGGAUCCACGAGAAUCAGGAACGAAGACAUCAACGGCCACAGCUUCUCUGGUAGACACUAAAACUCGAUCCUAGUGAAGAUUCCAUUUGAAUACCAUCGCGCUCACUAGCGCAACCUCUAGCAAUUACCUAUUAAUUAUUCGAUUACAUACGAUGUAAGAGCGAAUAGAAAAGUACGAAAAGACUGCCUUCGAGUAGACUAAUUUAUGACGAAGUGAACUGGAACAGGGCCGUCUUUAAACUCCCUAUUUAUUUAUUAUGCGAAACAGAAAAGAAGAUAGAAAAUAUUCCUUUCUUCUCUAAACUCGACCACAAAAAAAGAAAAGAAAAAAAAUAAGAAAAGUAAAAAAGAAA
Messenger RNA from Eufriesea mexicana, 6251 nucleotides. RefSeq names its product hyaluronan synthase-like protein kkv (gene kkv). Gene Ontology annotation, molecular function: chitin synthase activity. The transcript is spliced from 24 exons. Gene Ontology annotation, cellular component: cell septum; cell periphery. Gene Ontology annotation, biological process: chitin biosynthetic process. The record is from RefSeq and is a predicted model, not a curated record. Lineage: Eukaryota; Metazoa; Arthropoda; Insecta; Hymenoptera; Apidae. The coding region runs from base 1040 to 5959 and encodes 1639 amino acids.